Didymella exigua CBS 183.55 is the source of this 588-nucleotide messenger RNA. RefSeq lists its product as uncharacterized. The record is from RefSeq and is a predicted model, not a curated record. The transcript has a single exon. Lineage: Eukaryota; Fungi; Ascomycota; Dothideomycetes; Pleosporales; Didymellaceae. The coding region runs from base 147 to 515 and encodes 122 amino acids.
GGAGGCGAUGAAAUGCCUCCGGGGGAUAGGAGAUUGAUUGGGAUAUACCCGCUGCGCACUCGAAGCCAGCAAACACGGCGAAGAGAAUUCAGUCACAAGGGGCAGGUCAGCUGGAGGCACUCGCAAGGAGCACAGUCAUAAUAGAAAUGCUCGCUUGGCCCCUCACACGCAUCGACAUGGAGGCCAAUUACACUGAUGAAGCUGGCUCGCCCCUGCCGCAGCACGCUAAGCCACCGCCUGAGCAGGGUCGCUGGGACGAGCUUGGGGAGUAUGUUGGGAGCAGCGAGGACGAUUGCAACUCCCAGGACUGCCUCUUGGAUCAUCCGCAGCGCCUUGCGCGAGGGAGCCUGCAAGCGAACCCUCGAGGCCAUCUGCGAGAUGCGUCUCAAGAGCACCCUCAAGAACACCCUCAAGGCCACCACCAAGACCACCCCCAGCAUAUGCUCCAAGUGCGUUCCUUCCAGUGUGCCCGCCUAGAACGCUACGAGUUCGCGGAAGCAGAGCCCAGCAUCUGAACCUACGACGACUCCUCCGUGCUGCUGUGGCACAUUUCCGUGGGCGAGGCGCGCCAUCGCCACUGGGACGAUA